This is a messenger RNA of Bursaphelenchus xylophilus (pine wood nematode), 7192 nucleotides long. Lineage: Eukaryota; Metazoa; Nematoda; Chromadorea; Rhabditida; Aphelenchoididae. The record is from the annotation of a GenBank genome assembly.
AUGUCGUUUCAGGUCUGUUUAUAUUAAUAUUUCUAGUCAAUUUGCAGAUGAGUCAGGCCGAGGACUUCAGUUUAUUGGACCUUGAGGAGAUCCUCAACUCCCGAGCUGUCCGAAGACUUGAGAUAAAAGACGAAAAUGGCCGAAUUCACAGGUUGAUCAUUAUUUUUCGUUACUUUAUACGUUUCAAAUUUCAGAAUCGUCGAUUAUAGCGAAAAAGACAUCUGCUUGAAUAACGUUCAGCGCCAAAAGCCGUUCGAAUACAGCUCCGAUGAUCUGCUCAAAAAGUAAUCAAUGAUUUUUUAUGGCGGAUGCUUUAGUUGAAAAUUAUUGGAUAUUCAAGGAAAAAAUAAUUGAAAAUUUUGCAGGAAUAAAGUGGAGCCUCAUAUCCGUGAUUUCAUUCUCAGCUACGAGAACAAUUACUCCAUUAUACAACGGAAUUUUAUACAGUAUUCGACACAAAAAGCUUUGGAACGGCUGAAAGAUUUGAGAGAACGUUCAGCCUGUUGUUUUGAUGAAGAAGGUGCAGAUAAACCAGUCAGAAGUGUCAGUCAGAUUGGAUGUCCGGCAGAUAUGAAGAGGACUUCAGCCUCAUCCGAAUUCUCGAUUCUUCAAGAUCAGAAAUUGAGUGGAUGCAACUCAGAUCAGAUCGAUCUUUCUGUUAUUUUCGAGGAUUCUUCUGCCUUUUUCUUGGACACUCAGCCUCGAUUACAAAGAAGAGAGAAACUGGUCACUUACCUGCCAUUUGACUCGGAUAUCCCUUUCAACAAUGAGGAGUUGACCAUCCCCAACGUGUUGCCCUCUCAUUAUUUGAGUGUCAAGAUCAACUCCUUCGAAAUCUCACCUUAUUUUGAACCUAUCUUUGGAGUGGCCGCCUUGUAUGACAUAAAAACCAGGACAAAAUUAACGGAAAACUUCUACUUCGACUUCAAUUCUCGUGAAAUCCUUGGCUUAAUCAGAGCGCAUAUGGGCCCGGAUGGAGAUGUUGUUAAGAUCAAAGAAGGACUCUUUUCCUACGAUGAAUUUAGAGAGAACGUGUUCUUGGUUAUCAGGCUGGAGAAGGUGCUACAAGCUGCUGAUCCCUCUGAAGUCAUCGAACCUUAUAUAAAUAAGGAAAAGACGAAAGAAAAGAUGAAUCAAAAUGCUCGAGAGUACUGUGAUCGCCUUGGAUCUUACAGAAUGCUGCUUGGAUGGACUUAUGUGGAGCUGAAGAAUGCGGUGAAUGAUAAAAACAAGGAGCAUGAGGUCACUCUGAAACAUCAUGAUGAAAUUUCCUUGGCCAGAACUGACACUGAAAGUGUGGUUAGCGCGGGUAAGUUAAAAUAAUCUCUAAGACCUUAAACUUGAUUUAUUUUAUGUUAUACUUGUUCAGAUCGAGUUUCCAAUUCAACCAUCGAUACAGUGCAACCAAAAGGGACUUCAAUCGAUCUGGAAGAAGAUACAGAUUCCUUUAAUCGAAUUGCAAAUGGAAUAAAAUUAAGGGUCAAGUCGAUGUACAGACAUGAAGGAGAAAGAGUUUCCGAUGAAGAGAUUCUGAAGGCAUUGGCUGAUAAACAAGCCGGAAAAUCAGUGAAAUUGAAGACAUUCCCAGUUGACUUUCGACUCGAGAUUACCAAAAAGGAGUUCCUCGAGUGUCCCAACAUCCAAUCGCCCGAACUUUGUACUGUAAAAGAAGACAAGAGCCAAGAGGAGAGUGAUCGAUCCCAAGUUAUCCUCUCCUUUCCCAAGCUUCAAACCUUUUCUGUCCAUUCCUUUUAUCGGUAUGGAAGUGACUUUUAGAUUAAUAUGCUUUAAUUACAGAAAUCUUCUCUACAUUCACCCGAAAUUUGUAAACUUCUCCAACCGAUCGGGAAAUGCGAGGAACAUUGCGAUCAAAAUCGAGUUAUUAGAUGCUGAUCAGAGACCUCAAAAGGUAUUCUUUGGAAAAUCGUCAGGCCCGAAAAUGCUCAGCAAGAUCUACACAAGUGUCAGUUAUCAUAACAAGUAAGUCUCAUUAUUGGGAGGUGUAAUGUUUGCCUUAGGACACCACAAUUCUUUGAUGAGAUUAAAUGUGAAAUCCCUGUGAAUAUCGAUGAUGGAUACCAUUUGAUGUUCACAUUUGUACAUAUAUCUUGUAAAGGAGGUAAAGCGAAUGAACAAACCGAAACACCCAUCGGAUAUACGGUAAGCCGUUAUGCGUAUCUUGAAUAUUAUUUUAUUGUCUACUAUAAAAUAACUGGAUUACAUUAGCCAUAAUUAAUAUAAAAUUUUUAGUGGUACCCUCUCUUCCAAAAAGGAGACAUUGAAUCAGGCGAUCUGAAUCUCCCAAUAUCCCUUGAACCCCUUCCCAAGAGCAUUGGCUAUGUCUCUCCACAUCUAAAUGUUCCCAAUAUCAAAUGGUUGGAUAAUCAUAAAUCCCUUUUCAAUGUCGUCCUCCAACCAGUGUCUACUGUGCAUUCCCAGGAUCAAUACAUCACGGAGUUCUUCAGAUCUUUCAGUGCUUUAAAGAGCCCAGAGUCGAAGAUUAAGUUUACAGAGAGUGAAUUCCAAAUUGUCAUCAGAAAUUUGGCCAAGGCUUCUCCGGAAGCGCUUUGUUCGUAUCUGUAUACGAUAUUUGACAAGCUGAUAGCACUGAUUUCAUGCCCGCCAUUCUCGAGUAAGUAUUUUGUUGUGUAAUAUUUAACUAAAGAGAAUUAAUUGAUCGGACAUUAUGCUUGAUCCUUUAAUAUAAUUUUUUAUCUUUUCUUUCAGCCAAAUUGAGUGAGACUUGUUUCGAAAUCAUUUGUCAGUUAGUGAAGCUCUCCACAGUUUUGUUUGACAACGACGUGGAUAAAGAAGGAAGAGGCCGUCUUCUAAAACAAUAUUUAAAUUUCCAUCGGAUCUCUUCGAAUGAAGUCUUGAUUCAACAACAAAUUAAUCCCGAAUCUCCCAGUAAAAGUCACAGAGAAAGCGCUGAUCUCAUCAAUUUGAUUAGUAAGCAGUAGUAUAAUGAGUAUGAGUAUUAAUUUUAGAAACUUAUGAGCAAAAUGUUUCGACGAAAGUGCUGACAAGUGCUGAUGAUGCCUUGGAUGGAUCAAAGAAGCUGUUCCACGAAGAGUUGACCAAUCUUUUUGUUCAUAUGAGCUCUGUUCUUAAAGAUGCGGCUUGCACUUAUGCGUGGUUCUUCACUGGAUUGAUUGUGGGUUUAAUUUUGAUAUUAUUUUAAUGUAAAAUUAACAUAUAAAAUAAUUUGUUGUGUUUUUAGGUAAAGUCAUGUGUGGAAUAUCUUUCCACAUGGGAUCGAUUUAUUCUCCCCAGAAAACUCCGAUUCCGCCCAGAAUUUUUGAAUUCGUUGUCAGAAAUGGUGACAAUUCUAACAGAAGAGACGAUCAGAAGAGCGUCGAAGAACAUGAUGCAGGCCAAGAACAUCAACAAAGCCCUCGCUGACUUUGUUUCCAACUGCUUCUGUUUGCUAGACAGAAGUUUUGCCAUGAAUUUGAUCAAAACUUACAACAAAGUGAUGAUGGAUAACGUUUCUGAGUCCACGGAUCCUCUGGAGACAACUUUAAUGACUUUGAAGCUUUCAUUUAUGCAAAUUAUCUGUUCCCACGAGCAUUUCAUGAUCUUAAACUUGCCAUUUGAUGUUAAUUUACCAUCGAAAUCGACUUUUUUCUCCUUGACUUUAUCAAACUCAGCCUCAGGGCAGAUUCCAAAUUAUAUUCCACAGGCUCCCCCCAGUCCAAGUGGAUCGUCCAGCCUCUCUAGUCAUUCCAUGUCCUAUGAAAGUAUCUCCCAUCUCAGUUCGAUGUACCGAUCUCAGCAUUACUUGUUGGCUGUAUUUUUUGAUGACAUGUCUACAGUACUCUACUCUUCAAACACAUUUUUACAGUCAAAGUGAGUGAUUAUUUUUGAGUUGAUUUUUAGAUAUGAUUUUAUUAUAUUGAUGUUGUUUUAGAGUAAUCCAGACAUUAUGUUCCCUCCUUCUGACCCAUGAAAUGGACGGCCGCUUGUCUCCACAGAAUCAGAAUCUCCAAAGCAAAGUAGCCGCCUUAUAUUUGCCCUUGAUGAAUGUUCUUUUGGAUAUAAAAAGGCUGCUUUUUGAUCCAUCCAAGAGAGAGAUGAUUACCAUGAAAGAAUCUAAAAGUCAUCAAAAACUGACGUCAUCUCUGGCCCUGGAUAAGAUACCAAUUGAACAUAAUGCUGUAGCGGGUAUACCGGAGUUGCUAAAACAGAAUAAGAACUCAACUUUGUCUCAGGAGCAUACAGUAAAGGUAAGGAGAAUUUAAUUUUUCUUUGGAAAUUUGAGUAUUUGAUAUAUGGUUCUUUUUUUAGCUGCUGGUAUGUUUUGGAUGGGUGCUGAAGAACGUGGACUCCUCGAUCCUCGUCCAUUACCUCCAGCAUCUCUCCAUCCAACAAAUGCAACUCUUCAUCGAACUUCUUUCUCUCUGUGUCUCCAACUUUGAAUACAAGAACAAAGAGAUCCUCGAGAAUAAUAUAUUCAGGAAACCUUCUGCGCAAUCGGAAUCCGGAACAGUUAAUAUAAAAUGGAGGCAGCAUAAAUCUGAUUCUUUUCCCAAAUUUGGCGAUGAAAAAGAUGCAAGAUCACUGGAUGGGGAAUAUGAUUUCUUAUACGAACGAGAGAUUACAUCGGAAAUGACGUUGAUUGUGUUAGAUACGGUCAGAAAGGUGGUCAAAGUGGUCGAGAGCCCCGCUGCCGAGCACUUCUUGUUCUUGUUGCCAAAAUUGAUCCAACUUUUGGUAAGAAAUAUUAUUUUAAGUCAUCAUUUUUUAACUUUUUUAUUAUUGUGAUUUUAGAUGCAUCUACUGUCGUGUAGCCACACCAGCAACACCAUCAGUGCCAUCUUCAAAGUUCAACGAGCAUUUGUCGCCCGAUUUCCCCAACUUUUAUUCGAACAUCACUCCCAGUUAUGUGCUGAUUUAUGCCUAAAAUUAUUACAUCAUCUUGCCUCCAAGUCACCAAUUACGCGAUCACAAGCUGCCGCCAGUCUCUAUCUCCUGAUGAGACAGAGUUUCGAAGGAUUCCUCAAUUUCCCGAAGGUGAAAAUGCAAAUUACAAUGGCAAUAUCAACGUUGGUCUCAAGUACUGCUAGUUCGGGUGUCCAUUUGAAUGAAGAUUAUCUCAGAAGAUCUCUAAAGACGUUAUUAGGAUAUUUGAAUCAUGAUUUACAAUCAGGAAAGCCGCUGAAGGACACUUCUUUUGGAAUUCAGGUAGGAAUUGUCAUGGAUAAUAUAAUGGAGAUUGUAGGUACGAGAUUUGGUCUUCAAUUUGCACAUGAUUUUGACGGAUACAGUCCAAAUGAAGAACUAUUCCAAUGACUUUGAAAUGCUCAUCGAUUUGAUGUAUCGAAUUGCGAAAGGAUAUCAGCACAACCCAGAUUUAAGGUAAUGAAAAUUGGAUGGUUAGACAAUUUUAGACUGACUUGGCUCAUCAAUGUAGCCAAUCAGCAUUCUGAUCGAGGGAAUCAAGCAGAAGCGGCCCAAUGCAUGCUGCACUGUGCAGCAUUGGUUAAUGAGUACUUGUCGAUGAAAGGAAAAGGACUUCCUGGAGGUGCAUCUGAGUUCAUGGCCUUGUCAUCGAACAUCGAAGAAGAGAGCGCCACUUCGGAUGACGUGAUAAGUCCUGAUGAAGAAGGAAUCUGUGAGAGUUCCCAUUUCACAGAAGCCGGAUUCCUCCAUUUGGUGGAGAAAACAAUCGAUUUCAUGGAGCGGGCCAAUAUGUAUGAGCAUGUCCAGAAGCUUUAUGAGGUGUGUAGCAAUAUUUUAUGGUAUUCGUCACAGUUAGCGUCUUUCAGAAAAUGUGUUUUUAAUAUCAUAUGUUUAGAUCAUGACCCCAGUAAUUUCUCGUCUCUAUUCCGUCCAAAAGAUCGCUGCGGUCCAUCUGAGAAUUAGCGAGAAUCUUAGCAAAAUCGAAGAAUCCAAUCUGUACCAAGAAGAACAAGCCGACGCUUUUCUCUCGCCCUUGGCUGGAACCGAUAAACGAUGUUUUGGAACGUAUUUUAGAGUCGGAUUUUAUGGUGAGAAGUUUGUGGAUCUGAAUGGAGAAGAGUUCAUCUACAAAGAGCCCUCGAUUACCAAACUGUCCGAGGUUUCUCAUCGCCUCGAGCAGUUCUACACUUCCCAAUUUGGAAUUGGAAAUCUGGAAGUGAUCAAAGAUUCGAACGAUGUGGAUCUGAGAAGACUGGAUGAAUCCAAAGCCUAUGUUCAAAUCACUUAUGUGGAGCCCUACUUUGAUAUCUGGGAGAAGAGAAGAAGAUCUACCCAUCUAAAGAGGAAUUAUGAUAUCAAUAGGUUCUGUUACGCAACUCCAUUUACUCGAGAUGGAAAAGCACACGGAGAACUAAAGGAUCAGUUCAAGAGGAAGACAGUACUCACUACUCAAUCCAGUUUCCCUUACAUGAAAACAAGAGUUAGAGUGAUAGAUCGAGAACAAAAAGUGUUAAGUCCAAUUGAAGUUGCGAUUGAGGAUGUCCAAAAGAAAACAAGAGAGCUGAAUGCAGCAACAAGCACGCAGCCAGCGGACCCAAAGAUGCUUCAGAUGGUCCUUCAGGGAUGUAUUGGAACUACUGUAAAUCAAGGACCCAUUCAAGUAUAUAAUUAUAUAUAUUACACUAGCCAGUUACAGUAGCAGUUAUAUUGAUGAGUAAUUAGUCCAUUAAGGGAGUACUUAUCCAAUUAGUAAUGAGAUUGCACUUGAUUUAUGGAUAUGAUUGGUCGUUAAUUUCAGCUAGCCAAAACCUUUUUAUCGGAUAUAAAGAUGAAUGAGUUCGGGAAACCAGCAGACAAACUUCAACAUAAGUUAUUGCUCUGUUUCAAAGACUUUUCGAAAAAAUGCAGCGACGCGCUUCAGAAGAACGAGACCCUGAUCCAGUCAGAUCAAUUCGAUUAUCAAGUGAGUGAUCAGGAACAAAGACGAAUUGUUUUCCCGUCGAGUCGAACUUUAGAGAUCAACAAUUACAUUACAUGCUUUGAUAGGUUUCAAAAAACAUGUGAAAAGCAUAUAGAGACAUGGAUUUUUCAGAAGGAACUUCGAAGGAAUUACGCCGACUUCACCACCAAGCUCACUCAAAUCGUAAUGGGACCAGUCUCGGCCGCAGAACUCACCCAAAAAUGUCAGAUGAACCCGCGAACCGACAAAACUCUGCCGGUCAAUCUUCACACAUUUACUGCUCAAGCGAUCUCACUAGCUGGAGACGAGGGCCCAGUUAGUCUCGUCUAA